AUGGCACCCGGCGGUUUUAUGAUGACUUACAAGUACCGACCCCUGGAGAGCCAUCGCCAUAUCCGCCUACUGCAGGUUCUGAGUACCGGCGACAAUGAGAGGAUCCAGGCGGAGGCACGGCCACCGACCUACCGAUACAGAAUUAUCCACAGGGAGCUUUCAAACAGAGAUGCACAGCUAGAAUUUAAAGCAGUCUCUUACACUUGGGGUAGCCCUAACCGCGUGGCCGGUCUUACUAUAGACGAGAAUGUGAAAGAGGAAAAGAAAGCGAAAGCGAAAGCGAAAGCUGGUGCCAUUGGGCUCACCGAGAACCUCUCUCAAGCACUGCCGCGUCUCUGCCAACACUCGAUAACCAAGCUACUGUGGAUCGACCAGCUCUGUAUCAAUCAAAUAGACUUGGCGGAGAAGUGA
Messenger RNA from Lindgomyces ingoldianus, 411 nucleotides. RefSeq lists its product as uncharacterized. The coding region runs from base 1 to 411 and encodes 136 amino acids. The record is from RefSeq and is a predicted model, not a curated record. NCBI's taxonomy places the organism in Eukaryota, Fungi, Ascomycota, Dothideomycetes, Pleosporales, Lindgomycetaceae. The transcript has a single exon.